Botrytis sinoallii is the source of this 1584-nucleotide messenger RNA. RefSeq lists its product as uncharacterized. The record is from RefSeq and is a predicted model, not a curated record. Gene Ontology annotation, biological process: transmembrane transport. Lineage: Eukaryota; Fungi; Ascomycota; Leotiomycetes; Helotiales; Sclerotiniaceae. Bases 1 to 1584 code for a protein of 527 amino acids. Gene Ontology annotation, molecular function: transmembrane transporter activity. The transcript is spliced from 7 exons.
AUGAUAGAUAUUGAAAAGCCGACAGAGUCCUUGGCUACUUCAGACCUCAGUGAGGCAUCAUUGCCUACAGGAGUGGAUUCAAUUUCAAACAUAUUACAAAGAAUCGAUGAAUUGGGUCUCCAAUUAUCAGACGAUAAUGUCAUCGAUUGGCUUCCAAAAAAUCAAAAUCAUCCUCGAAAUUGGCCUUUGAAACGCAAACUGGUGAAUACAGCUUGCAUUUUCUUGCUUGAUACAUUUGGUGCUUUGCUAGAAUCCGGGGGUUUAGUCGCAGCAACGCGAGCAGCAACAGAAUAUGGCAUUUCACAGAAUCAGUCACUCAUUGCCUUUUCUCUCAUGUACGGAAUCGGUGGAGCUCUGGGAAGCAUUAUCUUUCCACCAUAUUCAGAAGCUUUCGGAAGAAAACCGAUACUCAUAUUUGCAGCUCUUUUGCUACCGCUUAGCUGCAUGAUUACGGGACUUGUACCAUCUAUUGCAGGAGUAUACAUUGGCCGCUUUAUCAUGGGUGCGACGAUAUCGAUUCCUUCAACAAUUAAUGUGGGCAGUCUAGAAGAUAUAUGGGAACCUGCAACCCAAGGCCAUGCAAUCUAUGCAUGGGUACUAUCUGCGGGACUAGGUGCUGCUCUAGGGCCGAUAUAUGGAACCUACGUCACUAGCGUACUUGGUUGGCGAUGGUUGUAUCACAUUGGCUCUAUUGUUUCCGUCUGCAUACUUGUUGUCCUUCUCAUAGGCAUCUCCGAAACUCGCCCAAGUAAACUCCUUGGGGAUCAUCUUAUCGCUAUACAAUCAUGUGCAGGAACACUGAAACUCCGCACACAAACAGCAGAUGAUCAUGUCCCUGAUUUUCAUACCUUUUGUCAGAGUGCCAUCAUUCAGCCAGCCAAAAUAUUCUUUCAGGAGCCCAUCAUCCUCACAAUGGCAACCCUAUCUGCCAUAGCAUUUUCUCUACUGUUUCUUUUCACCGAGUCUUUGGAUAUCGUCUUCAAACCAUAUGGAUUUAGCCAGACUUCAUACUCGUUAGCAUUCCUUGCAUAUGCUAUAGGAAUGAUUUUUGGUAUUCCGGUCAGGUUGGUAGAGUUUUUUCAUCUCAAGAAGCGUGCAGAAACGAAAGAACUAGAACCAGAAGAUAAAAUAAUCGGCUUUGCUACCGGAGCACCAGCAUUGGCAGCUGGCCUUUGGCUUAUGGCUUGGACAACUCCACCCUUAGUUCAUGGCAUUGACUGGGUGGUACCGAUGAUAGGGUUAGCAGGUGCUGGAUUUGCAGCGAAUGAAAUUGAGUAUGCACUUGGAAAUUACCUAGCUGAUACAUACACUGUCUAUGCAUCUUCCGCCUUCGCUGCAUACUCAACCCUUCGAGCCCUUCUCUCUGGUAUAUUCCCUUUGUUUGCUGACCGAAUGUAUAAUGGCUUGGGUUCGAAUGUUGCCGGCUCGAUACUAGCUGGAGUUGCAACUUUAUGGCUCAUUAGCCCUUAUAUUUUUAUGAAGUACGGGAAGACCUUGAGAGAGAAGGGAAAAUUCGCAAAGUUUAGUUUAGAGACUGAUCCGAAUCCUCAGACACUAGAUGUAUUGGGAAGGCAAGAGUGUUGA